GUGCUUUCAGACGUACCUGGCCUGCCAAUGAUGACGUCUGCUGAACCGAAACCUGGGGAAAUAGUGCCUGGAAACCCGGGAACGGGAAGAACUCUGGGAACCUCACCCAGAACCACAUCUCACUCAUUUGACAGCCCCCUUCAACUUUUUUCGCGCGAGUAUGCAUACGCAACGGGGGAUCGUAUAGCUUUAUUGACAUGGUAAACUGACCCACGUUGGAUAUGUCAAAUGGCGGCCAACCUCGGUCGUCGCCUGUCUUUCAUUUCACAGCUGGCCUAGGCUCCGGCGUCCUAUCAGCCGUUCUUCUCCAACCCGCCGACCUCCUCAAGACGCGUGUCCAACAAUCCGGCUCCAGCUCUCUCAGCGCCUCCUUCCGCGAAAUUUUAGCUGGCCCAAAAGCCAUCUGGGGAUUCUGGCGCGGAACCGCGCCGUCUGCUCUGCGAACCGGGUUGGGAUCCGCUUUGUACUUUACCAGUCUUAAUGCACUUCGACAACAUGUUGCGCGCUCGACUUUGCUCCAGAAUAUAGGCGUCGUCGAUGGGUCGAAGGUGCAGCCUUCGACGUCGUCUGCGCUGCCGAAGCUCUCGAACUUGGCGAACCUCACGACGGGCGCGAUAGCGAGGACAUCAGCGGGGUUUGUGCUGAUGCCUAUAACGGUGAUCAAAGUGCGCUAUGAAUCGAAUAUGUACGCCUACCACUCUAUCAUUGGCGCGAGCAAGGAUAUCUUGAAGACGGACGGUAUUAGAGGGUUUUUUGCUGGGUUUGGCGCAACUGCGGUCCGCGACGCUCCGUAUGCGGGGUUGUAUGUAUUAUUUUAUGAGCAGUUUAAAAAGAGGAUGAGUCGGAUGGCUCAGAAUGUUGGGGUUCCUGGCGCUCCAGAGAUGGCCAUGGCGGGAGGGACUUCAGCGUCUAUCAACUUCGGGUCUGGGGUUGUAGCUGCGGGGCUUGCGACGGCGAUUACGAAUCCUUUCGAUUCGAUCAAGACGAGGAUUCAAUUACGGCCGAGGGAAUACCGGAAUAUGGUGCAGGCGUCGAGGAAAAUGAUCGCGGAGGAUGGGUUCAGGAGUUUGUUUGAUGGGCUGGCGAUACGGAUGGCGAGGAAGGCUAUGAGUUCGGCGCUGGCUUGGACACUUUAUGAAGAACUCAUUAGAAGAGCAGAGCUUCCUUGGAAAGAGAAAGAGAAGGAGAAAAGCCUCUCGUAAGGGCAGGGCCCUUUGUUAGAAUGUAACUCUACUCAGUGUAUGAUGCGAACGGCUGUAUCAACAACAUUUUUACUCUAUACUACUCACGAACUUUGGUCACCAUCUCUGGGAC
Molecule: messenger RNA, 1314 nt
Organism: Pseudogymnoascus verrucosus
Lineage: Eukaryota; Fungi; Ascomycota; Leotiomycetes; Thelebolales; Thelebolaceae
Exons: 2
Coding region: 222-1202 (326 amino acids)
Biological process (GO): glycine import into mitochondrion
Cellular component (GO): mitochondrial inner membrane; mitochondrion
Molecular function (GO): glycine transmembrane transporter activity
Source: RefSeq, a predicted model, not a curated record